This is a messenger RNA of Anarrhichthys ocellatus (wolf-eel), 5810 nucleotides long. RefSeq names its product ephrin-B1 (gene efnb1). Gene Ontology annotation, cellular component: plasma membrane. Bases 1065 to 2063 code for a protein of 332 amino acids. The record is from RefSeq and is a predicted model, not a curated record. Lineage: Eukaryota; Metazoa; Chordata; Actinopteri; Perciformes; Anarhichadidae. Gene Ontology annotation, molecular function: ephrin receptor binding. The transcript is spliced from 5 exons. Gene Ontology annotation, biological process: axon guidance; ephrin receptor signaling pathway.
GCUGCUGCACUCACCGGAUCGCGGAGAGUGUGAGACACGGUUUUAAAAGAAGAAGAAGAAGAAGACGAAAAAUACACCGGCGUGGAGAUGUUGGCGAGCGGAUUCGGAGCCACCGAGCGGACCGGUAGACACGUCUGACCUCCCCUCGACACUUUAUUUUUUUUCUCCACCGAGCAGCGGCGAAACACGAGGGAAGACGUGCAGUUUAUUUACGCACCGGCCAACGCAGCAUGUCCCGGGCGGACUAGAGAGACAGAGAGAGAGGCGACCCUGCUGGAGCGCAACGCGCACGCGGAACGGCGCUGAGAGCCCCACUAGGAAUAUUUACAAUAGGAGACUCAGUUCGCUUGUGAAGAAGAAUAGCAAAGGUUGGAGAGGAGGAGGAGCGAAAGAUAACACUGUGGAAUGAAGUGGACCUCGGGAUUCCCGGCGUGCUGCGGAGUUGUGACUGAUGGAUGAAUGUGGCCAUCUGUAGGCUAAAUACGGCGACAGGUACAGACACCAUCGGGAGGGGAGACGCUCUGACAAAGACGCGGCGCAGCGCUUCAUCGGCAGCCGCAUCGCUAAACUGUGUCUCCAAAUAAAUAACACAAAACUGUGCGAGUGGUUGGAUCUGUCUCAUCGCACAUGAGAUCGCAUCGUUGACGACUUGUCUCGACGCGUAAGAAGGUCGCGAAGAGCUGUUUUUUGUGUCUCAGCCACAGGUCAACCAGGACACUCAGCGGGCUGCUCGCCUCCCAGAUCCGAUCGAGAACCCGGGUGGGAGGGGGGGGGGGAAGCUCCGUCGCACGUCCCUGCGGUCAGUUCGGACAAGGACAUCCGAGAGGGGAUCUGGAGCAGAUUUUUAAAAAAUAAAUAAAAAAAGGAGAAUAAAAAGGUCGGACAGAAGGACAUGUAUCUGAUAACGACCUCACAUGCUCCCGACUGAUCGCUGCUCACCUUCCCACCGGGCGAACCACAGAUAGAAAAGGCUGCCAAAGGCGCACCGCAGUCCGACGCUCUGAGAUCCUCUGCUCGCUUGUCCGCGUACACACACACACACACACACACACACACCGAUCAGAAUGGCGGGACUCGGUUGUUGGAAGUAUUACCUCUGGAUCUUUAUUUUAACGUGCAGGUCGGCGUUAACCUCGGCCAAGUCGAUGGAGACUAUAAUCUGGGGCUCGCAGAAUUCCAAGUUCGUGGCUGGACAGGGCCUUGUGAUCUACCCAGACAUAGGGGACAAGCUGGACAUCAUCUGUCCCAAAGGGGACCAAGGCCGAGAGUACGAGUUCUACAAGCUGUACCUGGUGAAGAGGGAGCAGGCGGAGAGCUGCAGCACAGUCCUCGAUCCGAAUGUCCUGGUCAACUGUAACAAGCCCGAGAAGGACAUCAAGUUCACCAUCAAAUUCCAGGAGUUCAGCCCCAACUACAUGGGCCUGGAGUUCAAGAGGAACGUCAACUACUACAUCACCUCAACCUCCAACGGCACCGUCGACGGCCUGGAGAACCGGGAGGGAGGCGUGUGCAAGAGCCGAGCCAUGAAAGUCAUCAUGAAAGUCGGGCAAGUCCCAAACGCAGCGAACCCCGUGGCGCCGGACGCUACAGAGAACAACGCCAUACCGGAGUCCAGUCCCAGUCCGCCUGACCUGGGUCGGACCGGGCCCGAGGUGCCAAGAAACCCUGACCCCAUGAAUCAGGACCCAUCUGGAAACUCUGGAAACUCGGACGGCAUCCUCAACUCCAAGGUGGCCGUGUUCUCCGCCAUCGGGGCCGGCUGCAUCAUCUUCCUCGUGCUCAUCCUCCUCCUCGUCAUCCUGCUCAUCAAGAUGCGCAAGCGCACCAGGAAAAACGUCCACUCGCAGCCCCGCCCCUCGGGGCUGUCUCUCAGCACGCUGUCCAAUCCCAAGAUGCCCGGGGGCACGGCUGGCACGGAGCCCAGUGACAUCAUCAUUCCGCUGCGGACAGAGAACAACUACUGCCCUCACUAUGAGAAGGUGAGCGGCGACUAUGGCCACCCCGUCUACAUUGUCCAGGAGAUGCCCCCGCAGAGCCCCGCCAACAUCUACUACAAAGUCUGACGCGCUCGGCCGUGCACAGCCAGCGACACGGUCGGGAGGGAGAGAGGAGCGCUUGAUUUAUGUCCUUGGGAAGAACACUUUCCUUUGCAUUUUGGGGGACUUGAUGCAUCUUCAAGCCCAGUAUUAUUUCUACCACCUGCUGCACAAAUCUGGAGAGACGAGCGCUGACCAGUAACCAGCAGGGGUUUGUGAGCUGACUGAUGGGAGAGGUUUAUUCUGUUUGUUUGGGUUGUCUGACAAUCCCCACCCGCCCCUCCUCCCCCUCCCCCUCCUCCCCCUCACCUCCACACCUGCUACAUCUCCCCACUGUGCUCCGACGGGGGGGGGGGGGGAGAGCGAACCAACAGAUGGAACUCCAGCUUCCUGGUUUUGCUGUCCCCUUUAACGGGCAGGAUAUAACUUAUCUCAGUUCCCUGAAGUACAGUCUGUGGUCCACCCAAUUAAACACACCAUCCCAGCACACAAGCCAGGGACAGGCAGACACAGGCCCCGGACGCCACUCAGCCUGCAGUUUGUGUGCAAGCAUUACACGUGUGGAUGUGUGCGUGUCUGUGUGCGUGUGUGUUAGUCAGGGCUCCGCGCUGAGCCAAGCAACUCUCCAGGUAGCUCAGGUAUCAGACACAGCGUGUGAAAAAUAACUUGUUCCUCUCCCGUUCGCACCUCUGAUGUUUGCCUUACUUACUAUUUUUGAUGGAGGAUUUCCUCGAACCCUGAUUCAGUUCACAAAGCAGUUGUAUUUUGUUAGACUUUUCCUACAAGUGCACAAUGUAUAGAGUUGAAUAGAUCAUCAUUAUCACUCCAUGUUCUUCUCACCACCCAUGUCAUCCAUCACAUUCAUUUUGUCCAAAAUUUUUUUUUUUCCCCUUUUUUUUUUUUUACCUGAGAAUGUACCUUGACCCGGACUCUUGACAUUGAGGUGUGUGUGUGUGUGUGUGUGUGUGUGUGUGUGUGUGUGUGUGUGUGCGCGCGUGCGCGUGUGUGUCUGGGCAUGUCCGGACCAGUCCCGUAUCUGGGCAGACUUACUGGCUUAGGGGUAGAACAUUAAGUUACUUUAUGGUAAGGUUGAAGAACAAGACAGACAGACAGACAGACAGACGCACCGACAAACAGACAGACAAGCCCAAGAUCUUAGAAAAACCCUCUCAUUGCUCCUGUUGGCACCGACUGAAGGUUUUAUUGUCUCUGAUGAGCUUUUUGGGGGGGGGGGAUGUUUUUUUUUUUUUUAAGACAGCAGGCAGAUUGAUAUUUGUUUGUUCUGGCUUCUGGUGCUCCAGUGUAAGCAUCAAACAGUUCGUGUGGUGCCUGCCGCCUGGGCGAGGUGGGCGUGGGUUUGAGGUGGCCGCCACCGAUUGGCUGGCCUACAUAGGUAGGAUGCCCCAUAUAUGAGUUGGAUGGCGGGCCGCGGCUGAACGUUGGGACAUACAGUAUCGCCGGACGCCAAUUGGCCGCCAUCUGUGGGAUGAGUCAGUGGAGUGCGCAGUGAGUGGUGUCGCCAGCAUGUGACUAAUCUAUGUGCCAUCUCCGUGCCCACACUCGCCAGCCGGGGAGGAGAGAGAGAGAUAGGAUGAGGGAGAAAAUGUUCCUGUGACUUGGCUUUUUACCUUCGAGGAAGAUGGCGGGUGGUGGGUGGGGGCGGGGGUAGUUUAGCAUUCGUUUUCCCAUCCUCUCGCCAGUUGUGCUGUGAAUAAAAAAUGCUGUGCAGAAUAUUCCUCAGUCAAGGUGUUCAGCCAGAGAGGACACUGCAGCUCAGCUAUCACACAGCCCAGGGCAGCCGGCACCGAGACAGGAUUUACUGCAGCCGGAUGUGUGCACACACGUGCACACUGACGCUCGCUUUUAGGUGAGGUGAGGGAGGAGGGGGGGUGGAUGAGCUCUCUGUGUGCACAUGCAGGUGCUUCUAAGUGUGAGUGCUUAUUUGUGCUUAUAUUUGCAGUUUUUUUGUUUGUUUUUUGCUCCCUCCACGUGUUGUGUGUAUGAAUGCUCUCCGUGGUCGAUCAGCUGACUUGUUUUUCGAGGUACUGGAACUAGGUGCUCCCAAAUGGUGCGGCUGCCAAAAAGUACAGAGCGCCGCAGUCCCAGUUAAUGAUGUGUGAGAGGAGAGGGGGAGCAGAUAAGGACAGCUAUUCCUCAGCGCGCAAGACGCGAGCUGACGUUUCGGCGCGCUCGUGCGCACAGACACACCGAGACUGACGGGUCCAGGUUUAUCUCCAGUCGGAAAAGGGGUCAGGCCGCCUGGUGAAUGUUUAUUCACCGGCAGAGACACCCAUCAUCUGCUGCCACAUACUAUUGCCAUCCACACACACACACACACACCGCUGAGUUAAAAGGCAGCCCCAGCUUGGAGACUCGGUGGGAGGGGGGGGGGUGACUUCAGUAGUGUUUGCGUGUCGUUAACCUCAAAGUUAACAACCUAAACAGCUGCUCGUGCUUUUGCGGCCCUGUGUUUUAGCUCAGCAUGCAGCCCUCAGUGGCCCUCUGUGAAACGCAUUUAAAUCAAAUAUUUUUGUUUCGGAUCGGUGCGCAUCCAUUCACCUGCGCCAGCCGAGGGAGUCAUUAUCAAAUUACCACCCACCAUAUCUCAUUUUUAUUCAUUCUAGUCACCACUUUAAAUGUUUGGGUUUUUUUUUUUUUUGUGAGAGAAAAAAAAAAAGAAAAUUAAAAGGAGAUUACAGAGUAAUGUAAAUAUAUGGAUAGAGCCCAAUUUAAGAUGUAACUUCACCUGAACACUGCUCAUAAGAAGAAUUUAAGAUUAGAUUUUUGUAAUGGAGGAUGUUUGUAAAUAGCUGUCUUUUUAAAAGUGUGUUUUGUAUGAAUCCUUGCAUUUUUUUUGUCUCUGUUCGCAAUAUGUUUUUAUUUUAUGUUUCUUCUAGAGUUAAACUGAAUAUUGCAACGGACCCAUGAGCUGGCUUCUUUUUUUUUUUUUUUUUUUUGCAGCGUCCAGUAUUGUCAAAAAGUCUUUGUUAACACACGUGUUUAAACAACAACAGCAGCAAAAGCUGGGGUUCAGAGUUUUUACAUCGCCAUUCAACAGGAUUCUAGUUGCUCAUAAAACUGUUCAGGACUAAAGCUUUGCCACCAAGCGAAGCUUUGAAACGGAUAGAUCAUUGAAGCUAUGAAUGAUGAGGCACCCAUCCCUGUUGGAGACAGCACUUAACUCUGCAUAUGAAGACUGUGUAAUUCCACUGUUCCACUGCCUUUGAGUUACCCACACCUUCCACUCCAUUAUUAGAUGUAACAAAAACAUUUUGGUCCAGGGAGAUUAAUCUUUUCUCAGUUUUAAUAAGACCAUCGGGCUAGACGGAGGGGGAGACGGAGGAGAAAAAGGGGGCCACGAAUGAGAGUGUGACCGUUCUGCGCUCGCCAUAAAUCAUCCGGUUUACACCACUCAUUAUCUCCCAGGCGGUCUUUGUUUUAAAGUUGCUCUCUCCCUCCCUUCCCUAAAUCAGCACAAAGAUGUUGGUCGCUCAUGGUAUGAGCCUCACUGUAGGUUGAUUUCUGCUAUUGUUCAAAAGCCACAGUAUUAUUUUUUCAAUGUGCAUGUGUAAGCAAAAAACCUGUUGAAUUUGUUUCCCUUUGUUUGAAUCAUAACUGUCAAGUUGUGUUAUUUUCUUUCUUUCUUCUUUUUUUUUGCCAUUCACUUCUUUCGCCGCUUCUCAGCGUAACCUAUUGGCACCAGCUACAAUGGAAAUAACGUUCCACCAGUUUGGAAACUACCGCAUAUUGAUAAAUAAAAUUUUUCCCAUGGAA